AUGCUCAAAGGCCCCCAAACACUUGCCCAAGUACAUAAACUCCGGACCGCCACCGGCACGGUCACCCAAUUCCCAGACAAAAUUGCCACAGAGUUCCGCAACUUUUACUUGUCGCUAUACAACCUCACACGUCCUGACCAACCGGUGGAAAUUGCGAAUAAACGAUACAGAAAUAUACGCGAAUACCUGACAAAAUUUGUCACAAACAAACUACCACCGGACGAAAUGGAAUCCAUGGAGGAACCAAUCACAGAAGCGGAGGUAGCCGGAGCAAUCAAAACAGCAAAAACAGGAUGCACACCAGGCCCCAAUGGCUACACCCUGGACUACUAUAAAAAAUUCAAGACUCACUCAAGCCUUUAA
Molecule: messenger RNA, 363 nt
Organism: Pelobates cultripes (western spadefoot toad)
Lineage: Eukaryota; Metazoa; Chordata; Amphibia; Anura; Pelobatidae
Source: the annotation of a GenBank genome assembly